AUGGAAACACCAGGGGAAGAAGCAGGAGAGAAGAACAAAAAAGUCUCCAUGAAGUCUAUUCAGUUCAUAUGGAAAAAAGCUCAGGAGUUGGAAAGAGAUCAUUUGUUAGUUUCCUUCUUGUGCACUCUUUACAUAGUGGAGCAGCUGAAUGAUUACAUAAAAAACAAUAGUGCGGAUAUAGAAGCGAAAAAUAUUUUAAUGCAAUGUCUAAACAAGGCUGAACAAGUCCGCCCAUCUUUUGAUUCAGUAGAUUACACGAAGUUAGCCGAUUUUUGCAAAAAAUUGUUCUUAGCUGCUGACAAGCACGAUAGACAGGAGGAGAUAACAAAAAAAACACUUCAGAUGUUUUUCACGUCUCAAAUAUUUUAUGAAAUUUUAAGCCACUUCAGAAAAUUAGAUCCUUGCGAAAAGAAAAAAUAUCUGUAUGCUAAAUACAAAACAGUUUAUUUGAAAAAUUGCUUUGAUAAUAACGUUAAACCAGAACCAGGGACCCCACGUAAUGAGACCACAGGCGAUGUAUCUUCAUCAGAAGAGUCCCCCGAAGAAAUCGCAAUCAAUGGGAAUGAAAUGUUCAAAGAUCAAACGGCAUAUGAAAAUCAAACAGAGAAAUGUGAAAAUUUUCAGGGCAUACCAAAAUUUGAAAUGGAUGCCUAUAUGGAGCAACAGAACGGAGCUGACAUUGCCACAAGUUUGAAGCAUGCCCAGUAUGCCGUAAAUGGUGAGCUCCGUGAAUUGAAUCUAGCCCUUUCAUGCUUGAAGUAG
Molecule: messenger RNA, 762 nt
Organism: Plasmodium gonderi
Lineage: Eukaryota; Apicomplexa; Aconoidasida; Haemosporida; Plasmodiidae
Product: vacuolar protein sorting-associated protein VTA1
Exons: 7
Coding region: 1-762 (253 amino acids)
Biological process (GO): late endosome to vacuole transport via multivesicular body sorting pathway
Cellular component (GO): multivesicular body
Source: RefSeq, a predicted model, not a curated record